AAAAUGACUUUUCUGUAACCCUGGCAAACCCGUCACCAUGGUAACAGCAGUUUGUGUCGAGCAGCAGCAACACAGACAGACGAGUUCUUUCUCGCUUAUUAUAUUAAUGUCAUUUGAGGGUAAUUUAGUAAACUAAGCAAUUCAUUUUAUUCCACAACUUUGCAAUUGGUCCUUUGACAGAAAUUACCACCGCCCUUCCUGUCGGUGCUGAUCAAGAGAGAGAGAGAGAGAGCUGCCAGCUGAGAGAAAGAACCACUGAUGUCUGGGGAAGAAGUGAUCAAGGUUUCCCUCAUCUUUCCAAAUGGAGACAGAUAUGAAGGAGAGUCCUUAAAGUCGGCCUCUGGAGUAAUGGUGAGAACUGGUGUUGGUAAACAGACAACAGCAAAUUUGAUCAUAUACACCGGAGAGUGGCUAGAGGACAAGAUGAAUGGCAAAGGGACCCUGCAGUAUCCCUCUGGAGUCAUGUACGAAGGAGAAUUCAAAGACAACAUGUUCCACGGCAUGGGAACAUAUACCUUCCAAGAUGGCUCCAAUUACAAAGGUCAAUUUCUCGAGAACAGGAUGGAAGGAGAAGGAGCUUUCACUAACACACAAGGCAUGGUUUGGACGGGAGAGUUUCACGGCAAAGCAGCGCUGGGCCUGAUGAUGCAGCACAAUAUUUAAGCCAGAUCAAACAUUAUUGUUCUGCUGUGUACAAAACAUUGUACAAUACUUUAUAUUGUGAAUCAGAAAAUUAUUUAUUCCAUUAAGGAAUUAUAAUCUGCAGAUUUGUGAAUUAAAUACUGACUGAGGAUCACAUGUGUUUCUGUGUAUUCAUUGUUAAAUAGCCAUGCAACCAGUGAGUCAUGUAUCUUCCUCUGAGUCACGCUCUCAGCUCUGUAUCCUGCUCUACUAGUUGUGUUGCUCAGAGUGUCUUUUUGUGUGAGCAGGAAAUAUCACUCAGGGGUUAUUUUUUUCUUACCAUAAUUAACUUUUAAUGCACGACUCAAAUAAAUCCAGGACAUUUUCUGUCAAGAUAUUUCUUUGGAAACUUUUUGUUUAGUUGCUUCGACCCCACUUUAGUUUUGACUAGUGAUUAAAACCUGAACAUUUGAAUCACCUUUCACUUGUUAUACUGUACACUGUAUUUUGACUCUGAGGCUGAACGACAAGCAUAGCGCCGUUUAACAUCACAGGAGGGCAUAUGCUCACAACCCCAUUCGCAGCAGCUGUACCCGAACUGCUGGAACAUUGGCCCGA
Molecule: messenger RNA, 1239 nt
Organism: Platichthys flesus (European flounder)
Lineage: Eukaryota; Metazoa; Chordata; Actinopteri; Pleuronectiformes; Pleuronectidae
Gene: morn2
Product: MORN repeat containing 2
Exons: 5
Coding region: 259-663 (134 amino acids)
Source: RefSeq, a predicted model, not a curated record